Messenger RNA from Necator americanus (New World hookworm), 366 nucleotides. RefSeq lists its product as uncharacterized. The coding region runs from base 1 to 366 and encodes 121 amino acids. Lineage: Eukaryota; Metazoa; Nematoda; Chromadorea; Rhabditida; Ancylostomatidae. The transcript has a single exon. The record is from RefSeq and is a predicted model, not a curated record.
AUGCAAAAAACCAGAAUUUCGAAAAGUGUUAAGCGCGAUCUCAUUCACACUGUUUCGAAGCUUAUCGAACUAUCGCAAAAGAUGACGGUAUGUCUCACAUUCAUCGACAUAAAGAAGGCCUUCAGCUCAAUUGAGAAUGAAGCAUUCAUGGAAGCCUUGUACAACCAAGACGUCAUAACUCAGCCCAUAAAGGCAUUUCGAGAGUUGUACAGUAACAUUACGCCCGGAAUUUCGCCAUUCUUCAAAAAUAUCAUCUUCGACUUGAAGAGAGAGGUCCAACAAGAUGGUACACUCUCACCUAAAGUAUCAACGGCCACUCUCGAGAACGCAAUCCGAAGGCUGGAAUGGAGUGGAACACGGGAGUGA